This is a messenger RNA of Epithele typhae, 1230 nucleotides long. Its product is annotated as voltage-dependent anion channel. The coding region runs from base 1 to 1230 and encodes 409 amino acids. Gene Ontology annotation, molecular function: sulfite transmembrane transporter activity. Gene Ontology annotation, cellular component: plasma membrane. The transcript has 5 exons. Lineage: Eukaryota; Fungi; Basidiomycota; Agaricomycetes; Polyporales; Epitheliaceae. The record is from RefSeq and is a predicted model, not a curated record. Gene Ontology annotation, biological process: transmembrane transport; sulfite transmembrane transport.
AUGAGCGUUCCGCACAAGUCACUCAAGCAGUGUGCCCGCCACUUCACCCCAGCAUGGUUCGCCGCGAUCAUGGGGACGGGUGCAAUUUCCAUCCUAUUCCAUAGCUUCCCCUAUGGACAGGGGUCCCAAGCCCUCCAAAUCUUCACCUACAUCUUCUUCUUCCUCAACUUGGCUCUCUUCAUCAUCUUCAAUGCGUUCUCGAUUGCACGAUACAUCAUCUUCCCCGACGUCUGGUCUCUCAUGAUCAAUCAUCCCGCUCAAAGUCUAUUUCUGGGCACUUACCCGAUGGGUGCUGCCACCCUCAUCAACGUCGCCGUCGGCCUCAUCUACGAAGACUACGGGUUCGGCGGAAAGCCCUUCCUCUACGCCCUCUGGGCAUUCUGGUGGCUCGACGUGAUCAUCUCCCUCUUCUGCGCCUUUGUCGUCGUCCAUGUCAUGAAGGCACGCCAGAAACAUGCGCUCGAUAAGAUGACAUCCAUCUGGCUCCUGCCCGUGGUCACCCUUAUCGUCGCGUCCUCCUCCGGCGGCGUCAUCGCACCAGCCAUGGCGGAGAUAAACCCCUCCUACGCGCUGCUCACGCUCACCGUCUCCGCCUCGCUCGUCUUCAUCGGCCUCGGCCUCGCGUUCAUGAUCCUCACCACGUACCUCCUCCGCCUCAUCCUCUACGGCGUCCCCGCCGGCCCCGGCGUCCUCUCCGUCUUCAUCCCCCUCGGCCCGAUGGGCCAAGGCGGCUUCUCGAUCCUCCUCCUCGGCCAGGGCUUCCGCACCGCGCUCCCGCUCGCGUACGGCGACUCGCCCGUGCUCCGCCUCGUGGCCAUUGGCGAGAUCGUGGACGUCGUCGCGCUCUGCGUCGGGAUGGUCCUCUGGGCGCUCGCGACGAUGUGGCUCAUCUACGCGCUCCUCGCCCUGUACGAGGUCCUCCGGAACACCCGCUUCCCGUUCAAGCAGGCUUUCUGGGGCAUUAUUUUCCCGAACGGUGUGUACGCGAACCUGACGGUGCAGCUCUCCCGGACGCUCGACUCGCAGUUCUUCCGCAUCUGGGGCGCGAUCUACUCCGUCGCGACGCUCGUCCUCUGGGUCGCCGUCUUCACGCGGACGGCCACCCUCGUCCCCCACGGCGCGAUCUUCGAGAGCCCGUGCGUGGACGAGUACGACCUCCAGCGCGCCGCCGCGCUCGCCGAGAAGGAGAAGCAGGCCUCGCAGGCGUCCGGCGCGAGCACGCCCGUCUGA